Molecule: messenger RNA, 1074 nt
Organism: Nicotiana tabacum (common tobacco)
Lineage: Eukaryota; Viridiplantae; Streptophyta; Magnoliopsida; Solanales; Solanaceae
Source: RefSeq, a predicted model, not a curated record
UUCAACGCAAUCCCAAUGUCCCAACUAUAAAUACUCUCACCUUCCUUUCUGUCUCUUUCUCCAAUCUAACAAUUUAACUCUCCAUUCAAUUAGGGGUCUAUUUAGUGACAAAUUAAAGAGCAUAAACCCAUAAAACCAAACUUAUAUAAGAAAUUUCAUUUUAUGUUUUUUUUGGGUUCAAGAUAUAGUCUUAUAUACAUAACAUUUGGAGUAUAAAGGGGAUUAAUUGGGGGAAAAUGGGUCAGGCAUUUCGUCGAGCAACUGGAAGGAUCGGAAGUUCUAAUGUCGAUGCGGCAUCGUCUCAACUGAAGAAACCCAUCGACCGGAGAUCCCCGCCUGCACCGGCGGCGAUUAAGACCCCUGCCGAUAAUGUUGCUCCAGUUGCCGAUAGCAGCCCAAAGGUUGCUGUUGGAAAAACCCUUGAAGAGAGAGAUCCCAAGUUUGAUGCAAUGCUUGGUCAAAUGGUUGGUAGAAUUCGAGCUAAGCCUGGUGGGAAGCUAGAGAUGGGUGAGGCAUCAGUGGUGGAGAAGUAUGAUAGAGCUUUACCUAAGCUAAGGAAUACAACAUCAGAGUCUAGCAGAUACGAGGAAAGGCCUGCUCCUCCAGGUACGUUGAAUGUGGCACAAAUAAGAGAAAUUAUACUCCUGCAUCAAGGCAGAGCUGAUUAUCAUAAAGGGCCCAUGGAUAUCAACCAAAUUGCUCAGCGGUUUCGAGUUGAUGCCGCGCAGGUUCAGAGGAUUCUGCAGUUUGUAUCAUUGCCUCCGGAGGACACAAGUAAAAAGAGGAGCACUUGAGAUGUCUAUCAUAUUUUUUAGCCAGUGAUGGAUAGUUCAAAGUAAUGAGGGAGUUGCCACUUCCCCAGAGGUGGUUUCCAUUAUGCAUCAAUUUCAUCACAAUUUUGCAGCUGUAAGUUCUUCUGUUGUAAGAAUGACCUACAAGCAUAAUCCUGGAGAAAUAUGAGUGCAUUUGCCAUGAUAACUGUAGAAAUUGAUCCUAAUGAUAUUUAUUGUACCAGAAGAGGACCCUUUUGUUCUUCACAUUCGAGAUGCUUAAUUUUACAGUCAGCUCGAUGAA